AUGACGUCGAAUAAAAAUAAGAGAUCGACUCCUCAUAAAUCUCCUCACAAGUCUUCACCUCACAAACUUCACAAGCCGGGAAAAGCUCAUAAAUCACCAAGAGAGAAAGUUGCGCCUGCAAGACAAAGUCUUCCAAUACUUCCCCAGAAGAAUUCUGAAGUCGUUCCUCCAAUAUUACCUCCUACACGAAGAAUAUUGUUUCCUCAAAGUCUCAAGAAGAGUAAUAGUCAACAACCUUUCUUGUCUCCCCAUUCUGUCAAAACAGAUCAUCAGAAGACUAAAAAACACACAUUAUCCUCUCCAGCUGCGAAGUUUUCAGAUGAUCGACCAUUCAAGAAACCGUGUCUUUCAUCUCCAUCACCUGCGAAACAUACUAGACUUCUACCUGUAACACCAGAAAGAGUCAAUGGGCGAGAAAGAACAAUUCCAUCAAGCGACGAUGAAGAUGAGAAUGGGAAUGAGAAAGGAGAUGGAGAUGGUACACCAAAUCCGCCAAGUCGAAAGAGGAAAGCGAAUUCCAUGGCCGGUGCAGCAGGAAGUCACAAGAAAACACCAUCGCCAAGAACAUCCGUAGCAGUCGUCAUUCCAUCAAAACAACAACCUUCCUCCUCAUUCUCUACUAUCAAUCCCAAUUCACCAGCCGUCCGAAAAGUCGAUAUAACUGUUCUACGACUCGAGAAAGAAGAACUACAACAGCGCCUAAAUGUUUCGUUGCAACAAGCACAAAAAGCCAUGAACGAAGUCAAGGAAUGGGAGAAUAGAUGCAAGGAAACAACCGAUGUACAAGAUAAUCUCAACAGACUUCUUCGUGCUGAGAUCGAGGAUAAGGAGAGACUUCAAAAACAAUUGGAAUCUUUCAGAGAACAAGCACACGGACUCAAUCUCGAAGCGAAGACUUGGGAGAAUAAAUGGAAGGAAGCCGCGGGUGAACUCGAUGUAUUGCGGAAGCGAUUUGAACUCGAGACGAAAACACGGAAAGGAGAUGAGCCUACCACAGAGAAAUGGCGACUUCGCUACAUUUCCGAACAUGAAAAGACAAGCAAACUCCAACGCGAACUCAAGCAAAUGAAAAACGCUCCAGAACCCCCUCACCUCACUCAAAAAAUAGAGCAACUAGAACUCGAGCUUUCAAAUCUAAAAUCAAACCAUCACCUCCCCAAAACCAGCAGAGAAACCCCCCAAGAAGCGCACCCCAAGUCACCAACCCCACACCUAACAAAACAACUCUCCCAACCAAAAUCCGAAUGCCCGCAAAAAAAACCUCAUCAUGACCACCCUCCCACAAUCCCACAACUCCCCACACCAACUCUCCACCUCCCAGAACCCAAUCGCUCCAACCCCAAACCCCCAUUCCCCCACCCAACUCAUCACACACCUCACCACGCAAAUCCAAACUCUCCAACAAGAACUCCUCCAAAAAGAACAUCUCUCUCUCCGCAUCACCCAACUAACCUCCUCCCUCGAUUUCCAAUCCGACAUCUUUUCCCAAGCCGCGCGCACGCAUUUAUUCGAAAAAACUGCUUUGCAUCAACAAAUCGCACAUCUGAAAGAAAAACUUUCUUCACAGGAGAAACUUGCCGAAGAAGAGCUUGCGGAUCUCAAAAAAGAGUUUGCGAAAAUGCGGGAGGAGAAUUUAGAUAA
Molecule: messenger RNA, 1641 nt
Organism: Botrytis deweyae
Lineage: Eukaryota; Fungi; Ascomycota; Leotiomycetes; Helotiales; Sclerotiniaceae
Exons: 3
Coding region: 1-1641 (546 amino acids)
Source: RefSeq, a predicted model, not a curated record